Monosiga brevicollis MX1 is the source of this 674-nucleotide messenger RNA. RefSeq lists its product as uncharacterized. Gene Ontology annotation, molecular function: protein phosphatase inhibitor activity. The record is from RefSeq and is a predicted model, not a curated record. Bases 1 to 402 code for a protein of 133 amino acids. The transcript is spliced from 3 exons. NCBI's taxonomy places the organism in Eukaryota, Choanoflagellata, Craspedida, Salpingoecidae. Gene Ontology annotation, biological process: regulation of signal transduction.
AUGGCAGCCGCGUCGGGCAAGGAGGGCGUCAAAUGGGACGAACAGAACAUCAAGGAGACCUACCAUCCGGCCGACAAGGAUUACGGUCACAUGAAGAUUGACGAGCCAGAUACUCCCUACGCGCCCCCACUUGAGGCCCAUGAAGUACCUGAUUUUGACCUCGAUGGGGGAGAAGGUCAUGCUUUACCCAGUAUCGAUAAGGACUCGGUGGCUGCCAAUCCGAACGUGGUAGAGGAAGGCGAAUGGGCCCAUGGGGGUCGCGAGGACAUGAGCCUCAAGGAGCGCAUAGAGGAGCAUGACAAGUUUGCAGAAAAGCGCAAGGAUCACUACGACAUGAAGGCUGCCAUGAUGCGCGCACGCGCGCUCAUGGCCGAGGAAGACGAAGAAGAUGCAGAUGAAUAGUGUCCCGACAGUAGCGGUAGUUUUGGCCCUUGGUCGCCGAGCGUCCGGGACAAUACAAUGACUGAAGCCGAGACCGCUUUGCCAGGCGGCAGCAGCCACCCGGUCACUGUGCAUUCGUUGCUGCGUACGCUGCCGCCUGUGUCAUCUGGUCUGGGCUUGUCUCACUGUGUUGCAUCUUGCCAAUGACCCCAACUGCAUCGGUUCCCCCUGCUUCUUGUUGAUUCGUUUUUUGUGCCUCUGACGGAAAUAAAGCAAAUAGACUGAUAAUCGCU